This is a messenger RNA of Bactrocera oleae (olive fruit fly), 1658 nucleotides long. Lineage: Eukaryota; Metazoa; Arthropoda; Insecta; Diptera; Tephritidae. The record is from RefSeq and is a predicted model, not a curated record.
GCCUGACUGUUUAAAAACCAAUUGAAUUCGGCCCAUUUAAGUAGAUUGGCUAAAGGCCCACCAAACUCAUUUAUCAGUCGAAAGCGAGUCGAACCUCGUGAGCUCAGCGCAAUCAGUUCGUACCGUAAACGUAAUAAGAAAGGCAGACAACCAGGCUAACAAGUUGCGACUUCAAACACGCCUCAUAUUAUUAACAGGAAGUUUAAAGUGUGUGUGUUUUGUGCGAUUUAGUAAAAUACUUAUCUUAGAACAGUGUUAGUAACGGAGAGUUAGGCGAUCAUUAAAGACGCGAAGCGACGACCAGUGGAAAUUGUUUCUUAGCGGCAUAACGUUAGUGAGUAAAAUGUCGUGCAAAAGAACUCUGAUCUGCAGUAUCGUGCUGCUUUUUCUGCUAAGUGGCAACCACGGCGUCUUAGCACUAUUCGAGGGCUGCGAUAGCACCUUCAACAUAAACCCUGGCACCAUCUACUAUGUGCAAUCUCCGUAUUACCCCAAUACAUAUCCUACAGGGACGUCCUGCCGCUAUCAAAUUAUUGCACCAGCGGACUAUACGGUCGAAGCCAAUUGCACCAUCGAGUUACCCAGUAGCGACGGUCAAUGCACAACGGAAAAUUUUUAUGUGAGCACCGAGGGCGAUCCGCAACUUCGCGAUUCGGAACAGUUUUGCGGCCAGGGCACAUUUACGCGCGUCUCCUCAUUUCGUAAGCUGACUUUAGCGUAUGUCUCCUACAAUAGAGGAAAUGGAGGCAGAUUCCUUUGUUCCUUAAUCGCACAACCGCAACAAUGCGAAUGUGGUUGGUCGAUGUCCACGAAAAUCGCCAAUGGACAGCAAGCCGGCAGUAAUGAGUUUCCAUUUAUGGUCGCGCUGGAGAAUUUGGCAUCCAACGCGCUCAUUUUUUGUGGCGGCACCAUUAUCUCGCAUUUCCACAUAAUCACCGCCGCUCACUGCGCUAGAAUGCAACCUGACGCCUCUAAAAUCAUAGCGCACGUUGGUUUUACACUCAGAUCAGCAGUGAACACGUCUCGUUAUUCGGCAGCUUAUGGUAUUGAAAGUAUCAUUAUACAUGAAGGCUACAGGGAUGAUCCGCCCGUUAAUGACAUCAGUGUGUUGGUAACCAAAGUAUUGAUUGAGUGGGAACGCGGCGUUGGUCCGAUCUGUCUUCCACCAGCUGGUUCAUCGACCUUUUCUUACCAAAACGUGGACGUUGUCGGCUGGGGAACCGAAAGCUUUGCCGGCCCGACCACAAAUGCACUAAUGAAAGCUAAUCUUAUGGUGAUCCAGAAUUCUGUGUGUCAGGAACAGUACGAUGUGCCAAUUUAUUCGUCUCAAAUCUGCACCACGGACUACUCUGGACAAGGGCGUGAUGCAUGUCAAUUUGACUCGGGCGGUCCGGUAGUGCUGCGCAACUCACGUAUGUUUCUUGUUGGCUGUAUUAGCUUUGGCCAAGCCUGCGGUCAGCCGUAUGGGACCGGCGUUAAUACGCGCAUAACCUACUUUUUGAAUUGGAUUCGGCAAGUAACGGCUUACUCGACAUGCGUGAAACCACUGGGUUAAUGCCGUUAAGAUAUACCGUAUAUUGUAUACAUACAUAUAUUGUAUACAUACCUUUAUCUGUAUAAAUAAAUAUAUAUUGUAAACAUAUCUUUACACAAGAAGU